This is a messenger RNA of Spea bombifrons (plains spadefoot toad), 1360 nucleotides long. RefSeq lists its product as uncharacterized. The transcript is spliced from 5 exons. The coding region runs from base 323 to 1129 and encodes 268 amino acids. NCBI's taxonomy places the organism in Eukaryota, Metazoa, Chordata, Amphibia, Anura, Pelobatidae. The record is from RefSeq and is a predicted model, not a curated record.
UUAAGGGGGAAUUUUAUUUCUGCUCGGUCCGCAGCGUGUGUCAGACGUCUGGAAUUCCCGGAGCGAAAGCGAAAGCAACAAAUCAGGAAGUCCUUUAACAAAAAGACACGCAGACCCCAGGGGCAGACGCACAGGCAGCGGGGGUCUAACUAACACCCUCCGAGGGGACAACCGGGACCCUACCGCGCGCACAGGGAACGCGUGCCAACCUAUCGCCCCAGGCGAGGAAAGGGUUAAACACCGACAAGGAAAUAGAAGGAAGAAAAAAAAAGAAAGGGAGAGACAGAGUUUGUAUGAACAGCGGGAGCCCCGGCCGCGCAGCAUGCAGGUACUCCGUACAUCCCGGGGGCCACGAGACCCCGGGGCCACGAUGUUCUUACACCGGUGUCUCCAGGUUAUUCUGCUGACCCUUCUGUGGCCAAAGUCAGGUUUUUCGCAGAUUGGUGUGAACAUCGGGAAGCGGUGCACCUACAACAAGCUGAAGACCUGCCCCAGCGCCUUAGAGUUUAAUACAUACCUGAGGAGAGUGAAGUCCUACGAAGUUUGCCCGGAUAACCAUUUUAUCAAAUUCGUCUUCCCCAAUGGAAAUAUUUAUGGCCAGAAAACAGAUGGCUGGGCGCGGGACAUCAUGCGCUGCAUUGAUAUAGGGACAGGCAACUGUCUCAAUUCUGCGGAUUUUGGAUUUAAAAGCGGCUGUUCCAACGAAGCAAAGGGCAAACCGGUUCCCUCCUCAUUACCCAGAACCAGCACAACACCUCAGACAACUACCUACGAACAACCACCACUGGAGACCACCCCUUCACAACCUGGGCUACCUGUGAUCCCAGAGGACCACAGUGUCACGCCAGGAGGCCAUGUUCUCCUGCCAACAGGCCCUGCGGACACAUCACCGGAGGCUAAAGACAGAGACAAUGGCUCUGAAAAACAGCAGAACCCAAACCUUCCACCUCCGGAUCCCAAAGUCGUUGAAAAAAUGAAGAGCAUGACCAUAGCCGUGGUCAGCUUAAUUCUGUUUAGCCUGGUGCUGGUGGCCACCAUUACCGGCAUCUACUGCCGAAAGAGAAAAAAGGAAUAUACAAGAGCGCCAGAGAAUGAACCGGAACAAUCCGAAGACGGGUCUAACCUGUAGAGGAGCGAAAACCUUCAUAGUAUUCGGUAGGAAGGUGUUUAGGACUCCAUCACGUCCCACCAUCGUGGACAUUUGCCUUGCGCACAAAGCCUGUAAAUUCUGAAGAUUGUGGACCAAUUCUUUGGAGUCAUCAGAUCUAAACUGGGAACGGAAUGGCCAGGGUGACGUAUAUACCCUAUAUAAAAUCAUCCCAUUGGCUUACCUGAUUUUAAAGUUUGGGGGGGGGGCAUU